Messenger RNA from Hipposideros armiger (great roundleaf bat), 4832 nucleotides. It is a transcript of the gene RNF144B, whose product is annotated as ring finger protein 144B. Gene Ontology annotation, molecular function: zinc ion binding; ubiquitin-protein transferase activity. The record is from RefSeq and is a predicted model, not a curated record. Gene Ontology annotation, biological process: protein ubiquitination. The transcript has 8 exons. The coding region runs from base 408 to 1319 and encodes 303 amino acids. NCBI's taxonomy places the organism in Eukaryota, Metazoa, Chordata, Mammalia, Chiroptera, Hipposideridae.
UGCGACCCAGAUGGGAAGUAGGAAGUGCCGCGCCUGAGCUUCCUGUAUAAAUAAACCCGCGGCUCCCGGCGCUGCUGCUGGCGAGCUGCCUCCUAAGCUCUGCAACGUUCCCGGGCGCCGCAGCAGCUUCCCAAGGCUGGAGGCGGUUGGUUGUAGGUCCUCCUCCUCCUCCUCUUUCGGCCCAAUAGGUGUGGGAGCCGGAGUCCUGUUAAAAUCCAGCAGAGUGCAAAGCUGUCAACCGCAGAGUACGGAGGAAGAGGGAGAGAAUGAAACAGCUCCUCCUCCCCGGUGUGCGAGCGCGCGCGGGACGCUGUUGAGAAGCCCGGCGCCGGCGGCUCCAGGCGGCCGGUGGAACGGAGCUCUCCGGCCAGGGAUUGAGGAGAGUGAAGAAGGCCGAAGACAGGCUGAUGGACUCAGUGGAUAGGCUGCAUUGUCUCACCAUGACUGCUGAAAAUCCAACCCCUGGAGACCUGCCCCUUGCUCCCCUCGUCACUUGCAAACUCUGCCUGUGUGAACAGUCUUUGGACAAGAUGACCACACUCCAGGAAUGCCGGUGCAUCUUUUGCACAGCUUGCCUGAAACAGUACAUGCAGCUGGCAAUCCGGGAAGGAUGUGGGUCUCCCAUCACUUGCCCUGACAUGGUGUGCCUCAACCAUGGUAUGCUGCAGGAAGCUGAGAUUGCUUGUCUGGUGCCUGUGGAUCAAUUUCAGCUUUAUCAGCGGUUAAAAUUUGAACGAGAAGUUCACCUGGACCCCUACCGAACGUGGUGUCCCGUCGCAGACUGUCAGACAGUGUGCCAUGUUGCCUCAGGUGACCCAGGACAGCCGGUGCUGGUGGAGUGCCCUUCUUGCCACCUGAAGUUCUGCUCAUGUUGCAAGGAUGCUUGGCAUGCAGAUGUCUCCUGUAGAGAUAGUCAGCCCGCUGUCCUGCCAACAGAGCAUGGCUCCCUCUUUGGGACAGAUGCAGACGCCCCCAUUAAGCAGUGCCCAGUCUGCCGGGUUUACAUCGAACGCAACGAAGGCUGUGCUCAGAUGAUGUGCAAGAACUGCAAGCACACCUUCUGCUGGUACUGUCUCCAGAACCUGGACAAUGACAUUUUCCUCAGACAUUAUGACAAAGGGCCAUGCAGGAAUAAGCUUGGCCACUCGAGAGCCUCAGUGAUGUGGAACCGAACACAGGUGGUCGGGAUUCUUGUGGGGCUUGGCAUCAUUGCCUUGGUGACUUCUCCCUUGCUGCUCCUGGCUUCCCCGUGCAUAAUCUGUUGUGUCUGCAAGUCCUGUAGGGGCAAGAAGAAAAAGCAUGACCCAUCUACAACCUAAAGACCUCUGUUUAUAUCCGUGUGCCAGAGAUGUCUUAUACAUACGAGACAGCACAGUGAUCAAGCCCCACUUAGUGAAUUCUCCUCCUUCUUGCCAAAUUUUGGAAGUGCCUCUGUGUCCAGACUUUGAACUUGCCUGCCCGCCUGUGACAUCAGAAAAGGCCAAGUAGUGGUGUGUGUGUUCCUGUGUAAAGAGAAUCGGGUUCUGCAACCCAGGCUAUGCCUGCGGAGCAUGUCAGAAGCUUCAGGUUCCUGGGGAGAGACUAACACAUCAUCAUUUUAUCAUCUGAAGGAUCUCACUGGACGGUUCAACUUCCAGCCAUAUUCAAGGAGCCUGAGUAAACAUUCAGUAAAAUAAAGGUGUUGUCAUGGUUGGCAACACACAUGAUAACUGAGAAGCCAGAGUCUGCUCUGUGUUGAUUUGACCACCAUGGGAAACAUGGUGGGGCGGGGGGGAACCGAUGGAUAAAAUUGUUUCAGGGAAAGUUCUCCAAAGUGCGAUAAAGCCGGCUGUUUAUCUUAGAAGUCGAUAUUGUGGUUCUGCCUCUGCUGGCUACUGGGUUCGCUUUCCCAACAUUCCCACAGUGACUUGGCAGAAACACAAUAGGUUUCUCCUUGUGUGAUCUCAGCUUCAAGCAGGAGAAACUGCUGUGCAGAGGGAGUUGUCCCCUCCCAGUAAAAAGGUUUCAGCAUGUAAAACAAUAUGGUCUAAUUUAGUCUCACUCCCUUGGCAAGUAUAACUUGUUUAAGGUGAUAAACUCUUCUCUUGCAGCCAGUAGCUGCAGUCAACAAGCUUGUUUUACAUGAAGUAUAUGGGUGGAGUGGCAGAGGUUCAAAACCUUCAUCAGAGAUAACAGGGACUUUUCUUGAGCUCUGUGUUCAUACAUCCAGUAGGUUUAGAAUUGGACCUUAAAAACACACCAAGAGUGAAUGUUAAACUCCACAUCAACAUUUAGAAUCCAUAUAACUUGCUGCCUACCUAGAAUUUCUAUCCAUUGAGCAUGCAUGGCUAUACACACAACGUAAUAUUGUGUAUCGUUACACACAAUAGUACACACAAAAUAAAUGUGUAUGUAAAAGACAUCCUACUCAUAUAUUUCCUUCUGUGACUAAUACGGUUUAUUUUAAAUCAACCUGAGAUUUUUUUUGCAUAUUAUAUAUGUAAAUUUUGGUUGCAAGUUCUUAACUUACCAAAAGGUAUAGACUCGCAGACAUAACUCUUUUAAAACAACGCUUAGCACGACAUCAUGCCGUCUCGGUUUGUAAAACUGAGCGUUUUCAGAAACAAUUCAUAGCAGCUGUCUUCUCAGCAGAGUUCAGCAUCUGUUAGGGCAAUCUGAAUACUAUGUACAAGGCACUGAUAAAACCACACAAAGAUGUAAGAAAUAAAAUGUUAAAGCCUUAUAGUCUUCAAUAGUUUGGAUUUGUAUCACUUCAUUGUGACUUAUUUUUCCCAUUAUACCCUUAGUCAGAUUUUGAAUAAAUGGGUUUUGAAAAGUCAAUAACUUUUUCUCCAAUGACAGGAUGAUAUCAUUGCCAUUAGCACUGUAACUUGGUGCCUCAUGAGAACUGUAUUAAAUGUUAAUGGAGAACUCUCCUGGAGCCCAGGGAUACCACAUCAGGAACUAUCAGGACCUGUGACAUUUUCUGAGGUAACUGGAUAACUAGAUGAUUAAAUUGCUGCUAUCCUGGACCUAUUAGUAAAGAAUGAUGCUUUGCUUACGCAUAUGUAAUGGAAUGUAUUCUAAGUGGGGAUGUGUAUAUUUAAGGAACUUUAAUUCACAUGUACAUAUUGAUGUCUGAUAUAUGUAUAGUACUUUUGGUCAUGUAUAUUUUUAUUUACAGUUUGUAUAGCACAUUGAUGAGAACUCUGGGAAAACUUUUGAAUGGCAGCCAACCAAAAGCAUUUUUAAUCAUUUAUUAGAAAUUUCUCAAUAUUAAGUGUCUUUAUUUUUCUUUGAAACACUAAACACUUCAGGAAAAAAAUCAAUACUCUCUUCUAUCAAUGUGUUUCAUAUUAGUAUAAAUAUAAAUGUACAUAUAUUUGAAUUAUUUGCUUUGUCUUACACUGCCUCAUUAUAGUAAAGGGCAUUUAUAACUGCUCAGGGGAUCACAGGAACUCAACUGCAAUUGAUUUUUUUGUAUCAAGAAUGUCAGUCGUGGCAAUGUACUCCUUGAUUAGUAAAUUCUCCAAGCUCCACAAAGAAUCUUUAAACAGGGCCUGAUUUUAAGUAACCUAAAAGGAUGUUAUCAGAAGUGGACCUCCACAAUUUGGAGUAAAAGUGGAAGAAAACAUCUAUGUCAUUUCCUCAGCAAAACUGAAGGGAUUUGUCAGAGAUACUAUAACAGAAUUAGCUACUUUUUGUUGGGGAGGAUAAGGAGUGGGGCUGUUGGUCACACAGAUUUGAAAUAACUGGAUUUAAGGUUUUAAGUGUUGAAGAGUACCUGGAAAAUGGUGACUUCUUCCUUAAAUGGCUGAAUGAAUUGGCCUGUGUAAGAUUGUCAGAAUCAACAGGGACAGACAGGUUGGUAGGUAAAACCUAAAUAUAUCUCUGGUACAUCAAAGGGUAAGACGUAAGCGGAUCUAGAGAUUUUGUUUUUAAAAGGAGAGAGCUGACAACUUUGAUAACAGACUGAUGUUGCCAUUUUGGAUAACUGGCCAGUGAAAGACUUUAACCUUGUUUCCUCCCUCUGUUUGUGGGCUUUCUCCUUUCCUAAUGAUUCUUGUUCUGUACUAGGAAGAAAUCUGGAUCUAUAUGAUAAUGUUUGGAUGUGUGGCAAAACCUUUUUGUGUUUGGAGUGGUACAGUCCAUUUGAAAUAGAAAUAAAAAGUCCUUCACCAAAAUUGUAAUAACCCACCAUCUAGAAACACUACUGGAUGUAAUGGCACAACAUCUAGCUGUUGCUCCUUCUAGGAAUUUUUCUCCUGUUCUUAGGUAGGGAGGUGAUGAGGAAAGCCAUACGGGAGCACAUUUUAGAAUCUUAGGCAUCCUGUUUGUUCAUGCCGUGGAUGUUUGCUCUGGACUUGAAAUCUCUCCUUUGAAGGAGGCCUUUGAAAAAUGAAUAAUUCACAGUGAAUUUUCUUGUAGCCUGUAUAACAAAAAUCUUACCUAUCCAGGUCUGAAAAUCGACAUGCUUAUUUGAGUAUAAAUCACUGUUUCUUGGAACCCCAAAGUGUCUCUUAAAAAUUAUUCAGAAUCUAAAGAUGUAUUACUUUCGCCUUCCUUACACAGUGUUUCUCAAAGACUUUCUGUUCAUGAAUGGAUGCCUUUAUGUUUGUAGAAUCCUGUAUAUAUGUGUAGCUUUAAAGACAACUUCAGAAUGCCUUAGAUGAAUGACAUUUUAUAAAGCUGUCCUGAUUGAUAUCUAUAGGCUAUUACAUCUCGUGUUGAUUUGUGAUCUGAAAAGUUUUGUUAUGUAUUUAAGAAAUUACUGUCAUGGUUUUUCAAUUAUUUGAGAGGAAAAUAGCUGUUUUAGUCUUUCUUGUCCCAAUAAAUGUGGAGCAGGAAAUCAA